Onthophagus taurus is the source of this 1421-nucleotide messenger RNA. RefSeq names its product copper homeostasis protein cutC homolog. Lineage: Eukaryota; Metazoa; Arthropoda; Insecta; Coleoptera; Scarabaeidae. The record is from RefSeq and is a predicted model, not a curated record. Gene Ontology annotation, molecular function: copper ion binding.
GGUGGAUUUCGAAUGUCUGUAACAAGUGUGAAUUAAUUUGUUUUAACCAAAAAAAAUAAAACAAGUAAUCAAUUUGAGUGCGGGAUUUCAACAGUGUUCGGUGUUUUUAUUUUACGUACGAAAAAAUCGCGUCGUUUUUUUAGGUUAAAAAUGCCAAAAUCGUUGGAGGUUUGUGUUGAUAAUUUUGAGUCUGCGAUGGCCGCUUUUGCCGGCGGUGCAGCACGCAUUGAAUUGUGUUCAGCACUAUCAGAGGGCGGUUUAACACCAACUCCUGGACUUUUGAUGCAAAUCCAAAAUGCAAAUCCCACAAACAUCCCCAUCUUUUGUAUGUUGAGGUGUCGCGGUGGAAAUUUCAUUUACACACCCGAAGAGAUUGAAAUUAUGAGGGAAGAUGCAAAAGUAUUAAGAAAAUACAAAACCGAUGGUUUCGUUUUUGGGGCAUUACUCGAAAACGGUGAUGUCGAUAUGAAAACAUCAAGGGAAAUUAUAAAAACUUGUUUUCCAUUACCGGUUACGUUCCAUCGUGCUUUUGAUUUAGUAAGAAAGCCUACUAUCGAAAUAGAGGUUAUUAUCGAUUUAGGAUUUACAAGGAUUUUGACAAGUGGGAAACAAGAAAAUGCUCAAAUAGGAGUCAAAUUGAUUAAAAAAUUGAUGGAACAAGUUGGAAAUCGUAUUAUAAUAAUGCCAGGGGGUGGAAUAACUGUAGAUAACUUAAAAUUUAUUAUUGAUAACACCGAAGCUACUGAAUAUCAUGGUUCAUUUUCAAAACGCAAACCUUUGGGAGAAGAUCCUAACACUCAAAGUGAGGAGGAAAAAAAACCUUUGGAACCGUUAUAUUUAACUGAUGAGCAAUUAGUUGCUCAAGCUGUUGAAAUUCUUCGACAUAAUUAAAUGCUAAAUUAAUUCGCUCUAAUCCUGUCUGUACAAAUAAAAAAAAAAUAUAACUGAAUGUUGUUGUUGAUAAAGUACGAAAAAAUUAUUUAAUUAACAAUAGUAUUUGAACAAUGCACAAAGUUGUUUAAUAAAUUAACUACAAAAAUUCAACUGACAUAACCUAACUGAAUGUUUAAAUGUUAACGUUUUGGUUAAAUCUAAAAAUAGGACCUAACAUCAUUCUAGUUUUUAAGUGGAUAUUAGAGUGUAAAGAGAGAACGAGUUUGUCGCGUCGCAAUUCGAUAAAUUGCAGGAUAUAUUUUUCGAAUGUGUAUGUACUAAAAAUUGGAUAUGCAUAUUUUUAAAUUAACUGUAUUUUCGGAACUAACUAUGUAUAUCACAUGUAUUAACUUACUAAUUAAGAGAUUAAGUUAUAUUGUUUAUUUCGAGAUGGAUACUUAUUAAGUAUUAAUGAAGUUUAUAUGGGGCUUAUAUUUCCAGUUUAUGUGAUCAAAAAAUAAAAUACAAAUUGUUGUUCUAAGAAUAUA